Striga hermonthica is the source of this 1587-nucleotide messenger RNA. Lineage: Eukaryota; Viridiplantae; Streptophyta; Magnoliopsida; Lamiales; Orobanchaceae. The record is from the annotation of a GenBank genome assembly.
AUGCAUAAUGAAGAGAAGUUGAUGAAGGUCUUUUGGCUUAGGCCAGCUUUCCACAAACAUUCAAUAGGGUCCAAGCUCUUCAGAUCAUUCAAAUAUGGCGGAUCAUCAUGGUCGUCAUCUUUAACAAAAUUUACGCUUCUCGUUUUCUUUGUCAUCCUUAUAAUCUCCGUGCUCGUCUUUCAAGGGUGGAUCGAUUUCGGUAAAUACGCUGCGUACCACUUGUCCCAAAAAGCCCUCCCAGCCAUCACCCAAAAACCCAGAAAUGCCCUCGAGUUUCCCCUGGACUGCACCGCAUGGAAUAACAGCCGCACCUGCCCCAGAAACUACCCGAAAUCAUCACCGCCGCUCGACCCGUCGCCGGGAUCCAGCUCAGCCUGCCCGGAGUAUUUCCGAUGGAUCCACGAGGACCUGAAGCACUGGAAGAAAACCGGGAUAACGAAGGAGAUGGUGGAGAGAGCGCGACGGACGGCGCAUUUCCGGCUGAUAGUCUCCGACGGGAGGGUCUACGUGGAGAUGUUCCGGCCGUCGAUCCAGACGCGCGCGCUGUUCACGAUGUGGGGGAUUGUUCAGAUGAUGAGGUGGUACCCGGGGAGACUGCCUGACCUGGAGCUGAUGUUCGAUUGCGAUGACAGGCCCGUCGUGGCGGCGAAGGAUUUCCGGCGUCCGGGCUCAGGGCCGCCGCCGCUGUUCCGGUACUGUUCUGACUGGGCGAGCUUGGACAUCGUAUUCCCCGAUUGGUCCUUUUGGGGCUGGGCUGAGACGAACAUAAGGCCAUGGAGAAGUGUGCUGAAGGACAUAAAAGAAGGGAAUGAGAGGACAAAAUGGGAAGAUAGAGUGCCAUAUGCUUACUGGAAAGGCAACCCGCACGUUUGCCCCUGGAGGGCUGACCUUAUGAAGUGCAAUGUGACUGACCAGAAUGACUGGAAUGCUCGACUUUAUGUUCAGGAUUGGAUUGCAGAGUUUCAAAAAGGAUACAAGGGAUCAAAUCUUGGAGACCAGUGUACCCACAGGUACAAAAUCUACAUUGAAGGAUGGGCUUGGUCCGUGAGCGAAAAAUAUAUUUUAGCCUGUAAUUCUCCCACCUUGCUAAUGACUCCCCGGUGGUACGAUUUCUUCAUACGGGGAAUGGUCCCUCAGCACCAUUAUUGGCCCGUUAUGGACAACGACAAAUGCAAGUCCCUAAAAUAUGCCGUUGAAUGGGGAAACAAUCACACCGAAAAGGCAAAGGCAAUUGGGGAAGCCGGGAGCCGAUUUAUCCACGAGGACAUGAAAAUGGAGUAUGUUUAUGAUUACAUGUUUCAUUUGCUUAAUGAAUAUGCAAAGCUCUUGAAUUACAAGCCCAAUGUGCCUCCGAAUGCGGUGGAGCUUUGUUCGGAGUCAAUGGCGUGCACUGCAAAUGGGAUUUGGAGGACUUUUAUGGACGAAUCUUUGGAAAAAUCGCCAAGUGGCUCGGCUCCUUGCACGAUGGUCCCACCUUACGAGCCUCGAGAGCUCAAGGCUUUUACUGAUGAGAAGGCAAAAGCGACUGAAGAAGUUGAGACAUGGGAGAAACAGUAUUGGGACAAAAGAAACGAGAAGAGCUUAUGA